AGGCAAAAAGAAAAAGAAAAAGGAGAGCUGCAACCUGCAGUCGGCCGGUGCUCGCCACCUCUCGCAGCUCCUCUCCCUCCCCCAGCGCAGGCUGUCGCACGCGGAUCUCUCGGGCGGCGCGGGCAAGGCGCGGCGGCGGCUCUCGGAGCGGCGCCCCCGGGUGGGGCAUCGCAGGCGGCGGGGAGGGAGGCGGAGGCGGAGAUGAGCCGGGGGCGGUCGCCGGAGCCCUUGGAUUUCUUCAUCUGGACUGUGCAGGAUGUGGGUUUAUGGUUGGAGGAAAUAAAUCUUGGAAGCUAUCGCCAGUCAUUUGAAGAAAAUGGUGUGAAUGGAGAGUAUCUAGAAAGCCUGUCGAUGUUCACUACAGAGCAGAUUCUUCGAUUCAUAAGACGGUGUCAUAUGAAAUGGGGAGAUUUCAUUACACUCUGUAAAGAGUUGAGGCGCAUCAAAGUCGCCUGCCUGAAAGGGGAGCAAGAAGUCCGCCGCCCGUGGUGGGCACCGUCAUGCCUAUCCGCCGUGUUCGUGCGGGUGGCCAAGCGCAACCGGCAGUCCCGCGUCGUCUCCCUGAAGCUGGAAGCUUAGCAGGCUUGCCACUAGCCACCCCUGCAGCAGAUCCCCUGCCCGCCGGGGCGUUCCAGGGUGCCUCUCACUCUACCAUACAGCACUAGGUCUCGGUGGUCGUGGAACCUGUUCUUCGCCGGGAAUCGUAAUCGAGCUGGUCAGCGCUUGUUUCGUGAAUUUGCUUCUUUGCCUUAUAUAUACAUAGGGUUGUGGAUGGAUUAUUUUGGAGAUGGUAACAUGGUGUUGACGGAGAACAUGCGUUCGGACAUGCGGCUUUUGCGUGCUGUGCAGAUAGUUGCUCUUUGAAAGUGUUUGAAAGUAUAUUA
Messenger RNA from Panicum virgatum (switchgrass), 884 nucleotides. RefSeq lists its product as uncharacterized. NCBI's taxonomy places the organism in Eukaryota, Viridiplantae, Streptophyta, Magnoliopsida, Poales, Poaceae. The record is from RefSeq and is a predicted model, not a curated record. Gene Ontology annotation, molecular function: protein binding. The transcript has 4 exons. The coding region runs from base 202 to 579 and encodes 125 amino acids.